Messenger RNA from Cavia porcellus (domestic guinea pig), 555 nucleotides. It is a transcript of the gene Bri3, whose product is annotated as brain protein I3. The transcript is spliced from 3 exons. Bases 1 to 378 code for a protein of 125 amino acids. NCBI's taxonomy places the organism in Eukaryota, Metazoa, Chordata, Mammalia, Rodentia, Caviidae. The record is from RefSeq and is marked provisional.
AUGGACCACAAACCGCUGCUGCAGGAGCGGCCGCCCGCCUACAACCUGGAGGCUGGCCAGGGCGACUACGCGUGCGGCGCGCCCGGCUACGGCGCCAUCCCGAGCGCGCCCCCGCCGCCGCCCUACCCCUACCUCGUCACAGGGAUUCCCACCCCGCACCCCAGGGUGUACAGCAUCCACAGUCGGACGGUCACUCGGUACCCUGCCAACUCCAUUGUCGUCGUCGGAGGCUGCCCGGUGUGCAGGGUCGGCGUUCUGGAGGACUGCUUCACCUUCCUGGGCAUCUUCCUGGCCAUCAUCUUGUUUCCCUUUGGGUUUAUCUGCUGCUUUGCCUUGAGGAAGCGGAGAUGUCCCAACUGUGGCGCGACUUUCACCUAAGAGAACACACCUGGCUUCCGGAGGGCCAGCUAUCUUUUCUAAUGUAAAUGUUGUGUACAGUAGUUUUAUUUGACUAAGCUUCAGGACUGUUUUGUAAAGUGAGGUGGGAUAGCAUUGGCAUGUGCCAGCUUAGGUCUCACAGAGGGUGGGAGGCAACACUGCUCUCCAGGUUAAUAA